Symsagittifera roscoffensis is the source of this 6051-nucleotide messenger RNA. Its product is annotated as eyes absent homolog 2-like. The coding region runs from base 3682 to 6021 and encodes 779 amino acids. Gene Ontology annotation, cellular component: nucleus. The transcript has 11 exons. The record is from RefSeq and is a predicted model, not a curated record. NCBI's taxonomy places the organism in Eukaryota, Metazoa, Xenacoelomorpha, Acoela, Convolutidae. Gene Ontology annotation, molecular function: protein tyrosine phosphatase activity. Gene Ontology annotation, biological process: cell differentiation; negative regulation of extrinsic apoptotic signaling pathway in absence of ligand; multicellular organism development.
UCUUGAUUAUAUGAUUUGCGAUAUUCUGUUUAUUACUGAUUAUAUUUCUGCAGUAGUUGAUUCAAUGAUCUGAAGUGCUUCUGAACUGAAACUUCUAUCGGUACUCCUUUUUGUUUUUUUUUCUUGCUCCUUACGUGACGAUGAAAUGGUAUGAAAAUGUGAGCGUUUGAUUAGCAUAUGAGCCUGAAUCUUUUUCACUCAUUUUUUGACAAAACCUGAUUAGCAUUUCAUUCAGUUUAUGAAGUUGUCUGGUCUUGUAAUUAUAUUUUUGUGCUUUUUUUUUUGUGUGAUAUAGAGGAGGAUAUGUGAUAGUGAACUAAAAUAUCUCUCGGUCCUGUGUUUUGUUUUUUCUCUUGCUCAGUUUUUGAAAGAAUUUAAAUGAAGGGUUUUGCUGUCUAGUUUUUUUUGCUGUAAAGAUGAUUUGUUCAGGACUAGUGAAUAUUUGUUUAGCUGUAGGAGUCUUAAUUUUUGAAUUUUAUCCGAGCACAAUUCUUGAAAAAAUCGGAUGCUUUUACAGAAAGAUUGAAAUCGCGUUCAAUUUGUUUUCAACUAUUUGCAAUUUGUUUUUUGAUUAAAAAUUUGUUCUCUUUUUCUAUUCAUUUUUGCUUCCUGUUUCAUAAGUAAUUUGUUUUUCCGAAGUUUGAUGAUUUAUUGAUCUUUUUUGCCUAUGUUUUUUCUCGCUCGCGAUUUAUAUUUAUUUUUAUCCUUAAAUAAAAUAAAUAAAUAAAUCCUUGAUUUGUGCUGUGUUUGAAGUGUUUUUGCUGUAUUUGUCUUUUUACUGUGAUGAUGAAGUGAUAGGGACAUAUGAUCAAUUGAUUACUUAUAUGAAUCUGAAUCGUUGAUUUUUCCUUUCUGGAUCUUUGAAAACGUUUGUUCGAAAUUUACUUUAAUGAUUGAAAUUGACUGCUUUAUUUCAUUUUUCUCUUCAGUUUUGUGCCUUUGUUAGUUUGUUCGUCUUUUUUCUGAUUCGGAGAUUGUCUUUCGUUCCCUAAGUUUUUAAUUAGAAAGGUUAGUGAUUUUUUUCUAACUGAUUAGCUCAAAUAAGUAAAUGUUGAAAUCAUUUUUACUAGCUCUGUAAAUGUUAUCUAUUGAAUACCUGAUGUCCUAUUUCUUGUCAAUUGAUGCGUUUUUAAUAAGAAUUAUAUCGAAUGACUUUUCUACAGAAGCGGCUAAUUGUUCUGAUAAUUUAAUAGAUUUUUUGAAUAUAUGAUUCAUUGAUCUUAUAUGCUUAUGAAGUUUAUUUUGUUUGUCUCGCUGUUUUGUUUUUUUUUCUCUCCCAAAACUUGAAAAUAAUUAAUUCAUUGAUUAAAGCUGUCUGAUUGGUCUUUUUGUUUACUUUGAUUAUAGAGUGAUAGGGUUAUCUGAUCCAUUGAUUAGUGUAUGAUAUGAGUCUGAAUCGUUGGUUUUUUUCUUCCUUGAAAUUUUGUUUUAAGUUUUUUGCAAUUUAUUUUUUUCUUUGAUAACUUUCGAAUUAAAAUAAGUAAUUUUUAUUCAUUUUUGCGGUCUUUUUCUCAAGGUAAUUUGAAGACAGAUACUAUUUAAAAAACAUUAAAUUCGUUUGAUUUGCGUGCACGUGUAGUCAAUUCGCUAAGCUGUAAAUAAUAGCUUUCCUUGUUUUAACUAAAUUGUAUCUUUUGAUUUUUUUUUACCCUUGCGAUUAACAAGGACAUUGCAACCAUUUAGCAGAUUUUUUACGUGUAGAAAGUUUCUCAGGACUCAUCAUCUCUGACUCCCACGAGAAUAUACCUUUCGUCUUCCACAGACCCACUUUGAACAUGCUUCCAUCAUAAAUACGCUGUCUUGUUUGCUUAUAAUUUGUAAAUUAUCUUGGUUCUAACUCCGGUUUUAAAUAUUAUUCAAGUUUUUUUCCUUUUUUGUUUAGGGGGAUCUUUGGCUCAAAGAGUCUCGGUUUAUGUUAGUAGCCUCAUAUUGCGUAGUUUAGAUAAUGAUAUGAAAGUUUUGAUAAAAUACGAUUUUUUCGACUUAGCGACCUUGUCUUUUUUUGUCGGCUAGCUUACCAGAUAUGUUUGUGAUGUAUUGCAAAAGGUGCGAAGCUCUGCUUCGUCUCUGUAUUGAUAGUUGCAAUUGUGGAUUUUUAAGAUGCUCGAUUGCUUUCAAACGUAAAUUUUUCUUUGCUUCUGUUUGCGUGAUGAUUUAAUUUUCGGUCGCUGGCAAAAAACAUAUCAGCAUUUUGCCAAAAUUCGUUUUUUGUCGCAACUUUGUAUCUACGGCCAGUUUAUCGUCAAAUAUGGAGAUUGACGAUAAAACCAUGUGAAAAAAAAACUAUCUGAUUAAUUUGAUUUCCUUGGAAUUUACACUUUUCUCUAUUUUCUCUGUCAACUUAGUAUGGAAAGAGCAUGUUUUAUAUAUAGAUUGAGUGCUAAGUAGUGAUUGAGAAAGCUAAAAUGGACGACGGGGGAAAUUGUGAGAAAGGGGGAAGUUGCAAAUGAAGGGAAGAUCGAGUUACCCUGGCGCGGAUUUAAAGAGGGGUGCGGGAUCCAUUGUGGCGGGGGAAGUAGUGGGAGUGAUUUGACUUAGCGAGGGAGAGUCUCUCUCUGUAGUGGGAUUGGGCACUAAUAUCGGGUUUCCAUUUAGAUGCUGACUUAUUCCUUUUUGCCCCGAGUAGGCUCCCUUUAUUGGCUUUUAAUUAAUUCCCUGUGCCCCUUUUUUCUCUAAAUUUACUGUUCUUUCAUAAUUUUUUUAGUUUACAAGAGCAGUUGAUAAAAAACGAAAAUUGAGCGUUUGAAUGAGCGUACGAAAAAACGUUUGAAUGAGCGAAUUGCCAAAAGUUUCCGAGAGACAAUCUAUUAAAAACGGGUCAUUUGUCCAAUCUUUAUAUAUGCAAUUAAUUAAAUGGCGAAAUAUGAUAUUUUUAUUGUUCCGACUUUUUAAAUGUUUAGGGAAAAUACUCAAGGAAAGUUGAAAAUCCUUGUGAAGCUAGUAACGUAAGUUAUGAUACAUACAUAUUGAAUUCCGGCUGUGUUGAUUUUGAUGCCUAGCCAGGACUUCAAAACGAGUUGGUCCAAUUAACUUAACUAAUACUAAUCGAAUCAAUUGCUAGCUUACCUUAAUUCACAUCGUCUAAAUCUGAUUUAGUACCUGACUCGCGGCGCUGUGCUUAAGUAUACUUUCAAAUCUGAUUGCUGUUUAUGACUUAAUCAAGAGGGAAAAGUAUGUCGGAACGGACCUGAGGGCUAUUUAACUUUUGAUUAAAUGGCUGAACAAAUUUCGUGGGAGAGGGGGUGUCCUAUUUCCCCUUGCUAACAAAUCGAAUUGUUAAGUGCUGGCAGGAUUAUUUCCGUCACAUUUUUCCAUAUUGUUAUUGCAUUCCAAAUAAUUCUUUUCUUGACUAAAAUCUAUUCAACGCCAGGAUAAGAAAAGAUUCUGGGAUAAGAAGGUAAAUAAAUGCAACCGCUAUCUCCAAUUUCAUUGGCUAAUUGAAAGGAGCAAUUUCAUUCGUGCAAUUUCAUCCCUAUCGAAAUUGUAAUUAUUCUCAGGCCAAUCUGAGAGUAGCCUGACUUGAAUUUUUCUCGCCCUGAAAUAAAUGAAUUUCUGCUAAAUCGAAGACUGUGAUUGCCUGAACUAUCAGCGCAAUAGGAUAUUUCUAAUACUUAAAUUCCACACCCACGAAGUACCUUUCGACGAUAACAGACACCUUGGAAAGUCUACCCAACCGCUCAAAUGUACUCGAGCGUCUCAAAUACUCUUUUGCACCCAGAAUGCAACAGCGUCCAUAGUGGCGACAGAUCAGUUUCAGAAGUAUCAACUUCUAGUAGUCUCAACCACAAUUCUUCAGAUGUCGGAUCCAACUUUCAAAAUUCUUCCUCUUUCAAUCGACAGGUCUCGAGUUCAAAUCCGAGCCGUGUCGCUGCUUCAGACUAUUACGACCAGAAGCAAGCAAAUUGUCAGCUGCUGGGAGCUCUUACACACCAAGGUGCAAAUUUGGGCAGAGAAGGAAUUGCAUCAUUGUCGCCAGGUGUCUUUCACCAGACUUCUGCUUCGAUAAAUCCAUCAGAUUCAAACUCGCAUCCGUUUGCAGGGAAUCAGUUGCUUAGAUAUUCGGAGUCGGGAGUGGAAACGAACCAGGGGUUGUCGGCUUCUGAAGCAGAUGCGGCACGACAGCAAGACUUGUACGGCGGAACAUCCGAAGCUGAUCUCUAUUUUCAGGCGAAGAGAUUCAGAUCUAAUCCGAGUCAAGAAGUUCAAAUGGGGUACAGCAGUAGCCAAUCUGGUAAUUACGAUUUCAAUGAAGACAACAACCCGAAUAAUUGUGCUGAUCGAUCAUUCCUCCGGCCGAUUAACAACGGGACGAACCCCUCUUACUACUACUCCCCAAUAACUGCACUAGCCAAUAUCACUGUGAGCAGAAAUGACUCGCCGCCAAGUCAAGCAGCGAACCUGAAUAACGAGAAUAAAUCACAAGUCGGAAACAAUUUGCAGGGGGCGGAAAUGGAAAAUCUUGGACUUUUGGGGUCACUUCAGGAGAGAAGUUCAAGGCCGACUAGUCCCUUAGGGGGAGUGGGCUAUGACUCAUCGGCUAUAAUGGCAGCCAAUCAGAUGCUCCCGUCUCAGGUGUCGUCGCAGUAUGCACCAGGAGCGACCAGUAUGUUUCAACAGGCAGAACUAAUGGGAGGUGGAUCUGGUCUUAAACACGAACCACAUGAAAACUUUUCGUCCAUGCAAUACUACCCAUCAGUAUACUCCCAGCUGUUGGCUUCAGCUGCAACUGGUCAAACUGGAGGCCCCCCUGUGGCUUCAACUGGCACAGGAAGUGCCUCUGUGGUGGGCAUGUUUUCACCCCCUGGUAUGGUCCAACAGUACGCCCAUCCUAGUGCAGCCGCAGCAGCAGCUGCUCUCUAUUCGCCAUAUUCUGCUACAGGAGCGUCAGCUGGUGGACCUUUUGCAGGUAGUCCUGGUGUCUCCGACUACAUCUCAGCAUACCAUCAUUACUACUCAGCCGCAUACGGAGAUGCAGCUGCUACAGCCUAUGCUCUGAAUGCAGCUGCAGUUCCUUCCCCACUUGCUGGAUUUGGACACUCGUUGAUGGGGGGACCCACAACCAGGACGAGAGAGCCAUGUUACCUGAAGAAUCACAAGUACACUCUGAAGAAAUCAAAGAAGUGCUCAUCACCUGCGCCAGAUCAUAACUAUGAUAGAAUUUUCAUCUGGGAUUUGGACGAGACACUAAUUAUAUUUCACUCGUUACUGACUGGAACAUACUCUCAACGAUUUGGGAAGGACUCCGCCCGCGGUGUGCAGCUUGGGCUAGCAAUGGAAAGUCUCAUCUUCUCAGUGGCAGACAUGUCUUUCUUCUUCAACGACCUCGAAGACUGCGAUCAGAUCCACAUUGACGACGUCGUCUCAGAUGACAACGGAAUCGAUCUAAGCAACUACAACUUCGCUGCAGAUGGAUUCGUGUCGUCAGUCGCAGCAGCGGCCGCCGCUUCAGUAGGAGGAUCGGGAUCGGGAGUCGCGGGGUCUGGAUUGGGUAUCCCGAGUACCUCGAGUGCGGUGCGAGGAGGUGUAGAUUAUCUGAGGAAGCUAUCGUAUCGGUAUAGGAAGAUCAAAGAGAACUAUAAUGCGUACCGAGGACCAAAUAUCACAAGUCUGAUGGGAAGUAAGAGAGAGCAGUGGCUUCAGCUGAGAAGCGAAAUAGAACAGUACACUGACAACUGGCACUCCUAUGCAUUCAAAGCACUCAACCAUAUCUCAUCCAGGUGCAACCAGGUCAAUGUGUUGGUGACCACGACUCAACUGGUCCCGGCAGUUGUAAAAGUCCUCCUAUACGGACUCAGCGGAGUUCUAGACAUCGACAACAUCUACAGUGCGUCCAAAAUAGGCAAGGAGGAAUGCUUUGAACGAAUUAUACAGAAGUUCGGACGGAAGUGCAGCUAUGUAUGUGUUGGCGAUGGUAAAGACGAGGAACAGGCAGCCAAAGUACUCGACAUGCCAUUUUGGAGAAUAUCCAGUCACCCAGACUAUAUUGCGAUGUUGCAAGCUCUUGAGUUAGAUUAUAUGUAAUUUAUAUGGAAGAUAUAAACGAUGAAUAUC